AUGGAAGAAUCGGCAACCAGUAAGGAAUGGCACGCCCAGAAUAACCAAUGGAUUCAACAAGCCUUUGGCGAACAGGCCAGGGAGGCCUGCGUGACCUAUGCUGUUCUUGUAAAGGGCCUAAGGAAAGCCGAGUUACAAGGGAUCACAGAUGAAGCCUUCGGCGCUGAAAUAGGCCUCCAGACAGUCGACAAGGUCAAAUUUCGGCUCCCAGCCAACCCAGGGUUUACCAGGGCUACUGUGAUUGUUACCCUAGAGAGCCAGGAGGAGGCCCGGAGGGCCUGCGAACAGGGGAUCAUUUGGAGAGCCCAGAUAUGGGACUGCGAGCCCUACUGGGCUGCCCUGGAACUAAAGCAGUGUUUCAAGUAUUGGAAAUGGGGCUAUAUACAGAGACACUGCCAGAAGGAGGGCCUGUGUGGAAGGUGUGGCACUGGAGCUCACGGGGAGGGCGGGAGGGCUGGGGAGGCCCUCUGCCCUACCCAAGGAGGCCAAGUGCCUCGCGAGUGCGCUUGUUGCAGGGCAAGAGGCCACGCAGCCUGGGCCAAGGAGUGCCCGGAGAGGAUCAAGGCUAAGGAGGGAGCUAGAGAGGCCUACCAGUACCGACCAAGGGCGUUCGGACCAGGGCCUGCAAUAGCUACUACAGCUACUGCCACGGACCGAGUAGAGCCUGUAUUCACCUUCGUACGGGCUCAACAACAACAGGAAGACGAAGAUGGAUUCCAGAGGGUAGGGACGAAGAGGUCCCGGCUGGCUCGAGGCCGCGCCUUUGCUUUCAGUAGCUGA
Parathielavia appendiculata is the source of this 780-nucleotide messenger RNA. RefSeq lists its product as uncharacterized. The record is from RefSeq and is a predicted model, not a curated record. The coding region runs from base 1 to 780 and encodes 259 amino acids. Lineage: Eukaryota; Fungi; Ascomycota; Sordariomycetes; Sordariales; Chaetomiaceae. The transcript is spliced from 2 exons.